AGUUUUAAGGAGUUAUUUUUCAACGCAAGUGUUCUCGGCCAAACACAAUCUAAGCAUAGUGGCGGCCAACUAUCUUCAAAUAGACUGUGGUUCUCCGGAUGAAGAGACUGAAUCCUAGAUGAACGAGUUUAAGU
Messenger RNA from Bemisia tabaci, 134 nucleotides. The record is from RefSeq and is a predicted model, not a curated record. Lineage: Eukaryota; Metazoa; Arthropoda; Insecta; Hemiptera; Aleyrodidae.